Messenger RNA from Catharus ustulatus (Swainson's thrush), 825 nucleotides. Its product is annotated as fatty acid-binding protein 5. Bases 218 to 622 code for a protein of 134 amino acids. Gene Ontology annotation, molecular function: fatty acid binding. Gene Ontology annotation, biological process: fatty acid transport. The transcript is spliced from 4 exons. The record is from RefSeq and is a predicted model, not a curated record. Lineage: Eukaryota; Metazoa; Chordata; Aves; Passeriformes; Turdidae. Gene Ontology annotation, cellular component: nucleus; cytosol.
GCAGUGCCGCGGCGUGCCCGCUCUUGCCGCCGCCGCGGGCGGGACUCUCCGGGCGGGGGCUCGGCGGGGAAGGGGCCGGGGCGCGGCGGGAGCCCCAUUGGCUCUUGCCGGCAGCACAUGUUGCCGGCCCGGCUAUAAAGGCGGCCCGGCCUCGCUGCAGCCCGUCCUUCUGCCUUCACGUUUCGACAGGGACGCCGCCAGCUCCAGUGCCGCCGCCAUGGCCAUCGACGCGCUCCUGGGUAAAUGGUGCCUCGUCUCCAGCGAGGGCUUCGAGGAGUACAUGAAGGAGCUGGGUGUGGGUAUGGCUAUGAGAAAAAUGGGAAGCAUGGCCAAACCAGAUGUUUACAUUAUUAAGGAUGGGGACACAAUCACCAUAAAAACAGAAAGCACCUUCAAAACUUCACAGUUCAGCUUCAAGCUUGGUGAGAAAUUUGAGGAAAAUACAUUAGAUGGCAGGAAGACUCAGACCCUUGUCAGCUUAAAAGAUGAUGGGUCAUUGAUUCAAGAGCAGGAAUGGGAUGGCAAGAAGACCACAAUAACAAGGAAGCUAGUGGAUGGACAGUUGGUGGUGGAGUGUGACAUGAAUGGUGUCAAGUGUGUUAGAGUCUACCAGAAAGCAUGAGGACGUCUUCAGGUUCAGUAGGAACUUGCUGCAAACAACUCAGUUCAGUGGACAGAGCUCCUUUUCACUCCAUAUUUUCCUUUUCCCUGUUUUCUAGUAUUUCAAUGGACUGAGUAGCUGAGUGCAAUUGUUUUUAAAGGCCAUGAUGUAACUGUUAUGUAACUAUUCUGAACUUAGGCUGAUAAAUAAAAUUAUUGAAUAUA